AGCAUACAUCUCUGAGAGAGCUCUGCUUGUUUGGGUUGUAUUUUUUUGAUUGGAAUUUUUUUAAGCUUUCUAGAUGGCUGCCCAGCUAGCACUCACUGUCGUGGCCAGACUUUCGGUCCCGGCCAGAAGCACAGGAAUUUUAACUAAUUUAAAAAAAGGAGUGUUCAUCUCUUCCCUCACUAGAACCAUAUGUUCAGGUUUAUUGGAAAGAUCAUUCAGUACGUCUUCCCGCCUAAAGGGCCGAACGCAUGUGGACUGGAAGGCUAAGGGGGAUGUGGCUGUUGUUCGUGUCAAUGAACCAAAUUCAGUGAUGAACACAUGGACAAGUCACAUGCAGAAGGACAUGAUGGAGGUUAUGGAUGAGAUCUGGACCACUGACUCAGUCGGAAGUGCUGUAGUGAUCUCCACCAAGCCGCACUGCUUUAUUACAGGGAUGGACUUAAAAACUAUCAAGUCCUGUAAAACUGAAGAGGAAGCAACUCUCCUUUCUCGGCAGUGGCAGGGCAUGAUGAAAAAAAUCGAGUGCUCCCCCAAACCUAUUGUUGCUGCUAUCAGUGGAUGGUGUCUUAACGCUGGAUUGGAGUUUGCCACAGCCUGCCAGUACAGAUUGGCUACAGGGGGCGAUAUGACCAGUCUGGUCAGCCGUGAGGUCAGGAUGGGUCUUAUGCCCAGUGCUGGAGGUACACAAAGACUGACUGAAUUGGUUGGACCAUACCAUGCUUUGCAGAUUAUGCUGGAAGGUCACAGAAUCCAAGCAGAUGCAGCAAAGAAAAUGGGUCUGGUGCAUAAGGUGGUUGACACAACGGAUCAUAAAUAUUUUGAGGACGUAGCUGUAAGCUGUGCUCGAGGAAUAGUUAAAAAAAGCAUUCCUCUCACUCCACAAAAGGAGUGGUCCAAGAUAGCACAUGAUUUCUAUUACAGUUUUCCAAAAGUUCGGCAGGAUAUGUACAGGAAUACGUGGAAUACAGUGAUUAGCAAGGAAACUUUCUGCUCUGCUCCCCUAAAAAUCAUUGAGACUGUGCGGAUCGGUGUGGAGCAGGGAUCAGCAGCAGGGUAUCGAGCAGAGUCAUGGAAGUUUGGCGAAUUAGUAACGAACGAUGUUACUAGCGCGCUGAUUAGACUGUUCAGGAACCUGACUAUAAUGCACCUCAAAAAAAGACAACAGUAGAAAUAAAAAUUAUGACAUUAUGUUAGAAGCACUAAUUAUUGGUAAAAUCUUGGAAGCG
Astyanax mexicanus (Mexican tetra) is the source of this 1226-nucleotide messenger RNA. Its product is annotated as trifunctional enzyme subunit alpha, mitochondrial-like. NCBI's taxonomy places the organism in Eukaryota, Metazoa, Chordata, Actinopteri, Characiformes, Acestrorhamphidae. The record is from RefSeq and is a predicted model, not a curated record. Gene Ontology annotation, molecular function: long-chain (3S)-3-hydroxyacyl-CoA dehydrogenase (NAD+) activity; enoyl-CoA hydratase activity. Bases 74 to 1168 code for a protein of 364 amino acids. Gene Ontology annotation, biological process: fatty acid beta-oxidation. The transcript has a single exon. Gene Ontology annotation, cellular component: mitochondrial fatty acid beta-oxidation multienzyme complex.